CUCUCGGAAUAAAAGACUUGUUUCUGCUAAAACCCCGGAAUGUAGAUAAACCAUCCCCGCGUUACCUUCUGCGUGCCGACAGGUUUUUCAAUUGCAUGCGUGACCUCGACGUUAUGGAGGAGGACCACUGCCACUGUCGACUUUCGCCAGAAUUGGACGUCGCCCAACCUGGACAGUUGCACUUCAGGCCAAAGAUACCUACCUAAGAAUUUCUGUCGAAAAAGUUGUGGAUCACGAACUUCAAGGCUAGGGGCCCGAGGACCAUAACUACUAAUUCCGCAUCCCCCAGGUAGUCCGCUUGUGCGAGGCUAUCUUCACUCAGCAAGCUCACCAAAAGCAAUUACCCAACACGUCGAUGCCUCUCGAGACUUUGCGCAAGAUGGGUUCCUUGGGUGGGACGUAGCAUGCCCGCUGAGGCUCUGGCCGAAGAUCAUGAUACAGAUUCAUUGAAUACGAUUGGCUCACCCCAAAUCCUUAGUCACGGAUGAUUGACUUAUCGUGGCCCAUGGGGUGAAGAAGUGAAGCCUUGGAGGAGAUGGCCGAUAAGUUACAAGGACGUGGCUCGUCCACCAAUCACCAGGAGGGAACGGCCAGAUAAGAUGCCCUUCACUCAUCAGCCUUCCUUUUCCUUCAAGUUUAUCGAAACUGCUUGUCAUUUCCUGGUGUUACAAUUCCUUGAGAUCAUUUGUUUGCUUGCCUCACCCCCCUGGCAGAGGAACUCAUCUAACAGGCCCGGAUUGCCUAUGAGCGUCCGGAGUUCUUAUCAGUACCGCCAGUAAGCUACCGUGUUAUGUCUGCCAGUUGCGGCUGGCAACACACGGCUUGGAGCCUCAUGCCACGCAAAUGUCAAUGUUGAUUGACCAAGCCCUGCACGAUCAACCUUGUCAAUGUCGCCGGGGUUUAGUAUGGGUACUCACCGGGCGAUUGACCAAGAUCCUACUGGUGUUGAAGACCCGUUAUCGGCAGGAUUAGGACGGAUGGCUGCAACACUCCCUCUUGGUCUGUUUGCGGGCCUAGCGAGUAUCCCGCGAGCACAUCACCCAUCGGCAGACUAACUCGGUACCACAGAGAUGUCGUCUUUCAUGUUGUGGUGGAGUCACAUAGCACAAGGCAAGGUCAUUCAGCAUAUAUACCAGACGAGAAAUCCCAAUGACUCUCUUUCUCCUUACGACGUUGCGUUACCGCGGUGUUGAUCUUUGCCCAAGCUCGUCCUGACCAACGGGAAUUCGCGUCCUGCCUUGGGUACUAUAUUAUCCACAAUGCCUGAUACCGCCGGGACUGCCUAUGUGCCCCUUUCACAGGGGUUUGGAUAUGGCAUCAUCCUAGGCCUGGGGUUUGCAUUUGCACUGGGGAUGAUAGCAACUACCUGGGCGCUGAAACGAUAUCAUGGCGAGGUACAAACGUCCGAAGCUUUCUCGACGGCCGGAAGGACAGUCAAAUCAGGUCUCGUGGCGUCUGCAGUCGUGUCCAGCUGGACAUGGGCUGCCACCUUGCUUCAGUCCUCGGGUGUGGCCUACUCGUAUGGCGUGUCCGGUCCUUUCUGGUAUGCUUCGGGAGCAACGGUUCAGAUCUUGCUCUUUGCGACGUUGGCCAUCGAAUUGAAGAGACGGGCACCGAACGCCCAUACAUUCCUGGAAGUCAUCAAGGCCAGAUAUGGCGUUGUGACGCAUAUUGUGUUUCUGAUCUUCGGUCUGAUGACCAACAUCCUAGUGACGGCCAUGCUGUUGACCGGCGGAAGCGCAGUGGCCAGUUCCCUCUGUGGAGUCCCCACGGCCGCGGCUUGCUUUUUGCUUCCCAUCGGCGUGGUUUUGUACACCAUGUUCGGUGGGAUCAAGGCGACCUUUUUGACAGACUAUGUCCAUACGGUGAUCAUUCUGGUCAUCAUCUUCGUCUUCGCCUUCAGCGCAUAUGCUACCAACGACAUUGUCGGGUCUCCGGGCAAAGUAUGGGAACUGCUUGUCGAGGCCUCGAAACGACACCCGGUCAAGGGGAACGAGGAAGGCAGCUAUUUGACCAUGCGAAGCCGCGAAGGAGCCAUCUUCUUCGUCAUCAACAUUGUGGGCAAUUUCGGAACCGUUUUCUUGGACAAUGGCUACUACAACAAAGCCAUUGCGGCGUCUCCAGUCCACGCAUUGCCCGGCUACGUCAUGGGCGGUCUAUCAUGGUUUGCCAUCCCAUGGCUUUGCGCUACGACCAUGGGCCUCGCGGCUCUAGCACUAGAGAACAACCCGGUCUUCCCAACAUAUCCUGACCGCAUGGCACACUCGGACGUCAGCGCAGGCCUGGUGCUUCCAUACGCGGCGGUAGCACUUCUAGGCAAAGGCGGCGCCGGAGCCACUUUGUUGCUUAUCUUCAUGGCAGUGACCUCAGCGUCGUCCGCGGAGUUGAUUGCAGUAUCGUCAAUCUGGACAUACGACAUCUACCAAACGUACAUCCAUCCGACGGCGUCCGGCCCGCUUCUGAUCCGCAUGUCGCAUAUAGCAUGUGUGGUAUACGCAAUUGUGCUGGCGAGCUUCUCCACGGGCUUGUUUUACGCCGGCAUCAGCAUGGGCUAUUUGUACUUGAUGAUGGGAUGUAUCAUUGGCUCGGCCGUGAUCCCCGCGACAUUGGCGUUGAUGUGGAAGCACCAGAACUGGCAGGCGGCCGCGGGCGCCCCUGUGCUGGGCCUGGUGUGUGCAUUGAUCGCCUGGCUCGUCACAGCUAAAAAGGAAUGCGGCGUCCUCAACGUCGACUGCACGGGCUCUAACAAUCCCAUGCUGGCGGGCAAUGUGACGGCGCUGCUGAGUCCGCUUGUUUUUGUUCCUGUUUUGACUUUUGUUUUUGGCCGCCAGAACUACGAUUGGGUCUCGAUGAAGCAGAUCCGCAAGGGCGAUGAUACCGAGAUCAUUCGUCGAGCCAGCGUUGAAAUCGAUGCCGAACUCGUUGUCCCGGCGCAGAUGACCGGGGAGCUGGAUGCUGCCGCGGAACGGGAUCAGGCCAAAUUGAACAAGGCGGCCGUCAUCUCGCGCACCUUGACUGCCUUUAUGACUGUUGCCAUGCUCGUCCUCUGGCCUAUGCCCAUGUACGGAUCGGGGUAUAUCUUUUCCAAGAAGUUCUUUACAGGCUGGGUCGUUGUCGGUAUCCUAUGGCUUUUCUGCAGCGCCUUCUGCGUCGGACUGUUCCCGCUAUGGCAGGGCCGCAAGACUAUCGCCCACACCGUCCGCUCCAUGUGGCUGGAUCUGUCGGGCAAGAAAAGGCCGGCGCUGCAUGGACGUGCUACUGAAGUCGAGGAUGAAUCUCGGAGCUCACGGACGCCCGAGGAGAAGGUCGAGGUCAAAGAGUGAUUGCAAUCAUGAUUACAGUACCUGAGGCUUCUCCGCAUAGAACAUGUAGAAGCAACGGACACCAAGUGGACAGUGAGGAGCAGAAUGGUAGUUUAGAGCUUGUGUCGCGAAGAGAAUAGCGAUCAACGUAAUCAUACAGAUAGAUACUCCAUCAUUGUCGUCCUUGUCAACCCACAACAUAGGUACUGUACGGUACCUCAUUCAGGGGUCUCUCCAGCACCUCGAGUCACUCAAUCGUCUUCCCCAAGCAAACUAUCAUUAUCCUCAGCUCCGACCAUUGUUCAGCGUCACAGCCACAGUCAUCGUUGAGCCAACGAGUGAACCUCUCUCACAUACAUUAUCAACCAUUGAUCGAUACAAAACGA
Messenger RNA from Exophiala dermatitidis NIH/UT8656, 3688 nucleotides. RefSeq names its product SSS family solute:Na+ symporter. The transcript is spliced from 5 exons. Gene Ontology annotation, biological process: spermidine transport; urea transmembrane transport; putrescine transport. The record is from RefSeq and is a predicted model, not a curated record. Gene Ontology annotation, molecular function: putrescine transmembrane transporter activity; spermidine transmembrane transporter activity; urea transmembrane transporter activity. Bases 1260 to 3323 code for a protein of 687 amino acids. Gene Ontology annotation, cellular component: plasma membrane. NCBI's taxonomy places the organism in Eukaryota, Fungi, Ascomycota, Eurotiomycetes, Chaetothyriales, Herpotrichiellaceae.